CCUCUCUCUGUCGGCGGAUUGUUGUUGUCAUCAAGAUGGAGUUCUUGUUGGGGAAUCCGUACAGCACUCCUGUUGGCCAGUGCAUUGAAAAAGCCACAGAUGGCUCCCUGCAGAAUGAAGACUGGACACUCAACAUGGAGAUCUGUGACAUCAUUAAUGAGACCGAGGAAGGGCCUAAAGAUGCCAUGCGCGCGGUGAAAAAGAGACUCAACGGCAACAAGAACUUCCGUGAAGUGAUGCUGGCUCUAACCGUGCUGGAGACUUGCGUGAAAAACUGCGGCCACCGUUUUCACGUCCACGUCGCCAACAGAGACUUCAUCGAAGGUGUCUUGGUGAAGAUCAUCACUCCGAAGAACAACCCUCCUGCUAUAGUACAGGACAAAGUGCUGUCACUGAUUCAGGCUUGGGCAGAUGCGUUCAGGAGUAGCCCAGACCUCACUGGAGUCGUGCACAUUUACGAGGAGCUGAAGAGGAAAGGAAUUGAGUUUCCCAUGGCAGACCUGGACGCUUUAUCACCAAUCCACACACCACAGCGGGGAGUCCCAGAAGUAGAUCCAGGCACACACAAGUACAAAGCGCCCACGCAGGCCAACACGGCGUCUCAGACGGCUCCUAAACCUGCAGCUGCUGCAACAGCUGACUUCAACCCCACUCAGGUCCCAGCUGUAGCAGGACCCAUCACAGCAAACCCAGAGCAGAUCGCAAGGCUGAGAAGUGAGCUGGAUGUUGUGCGUGGGAAUAUUAAAGUGAUGUCAGAGAUGCUGACGGAGAUGGUGCCGGGCCAAGAAGACGCCUCUGAUCUCGAACUACUCCAGGAGCUGAACAGGACAUGUCGAGCCAUGCAGCACAGGGUAGUGGAGCUCAUCUCUCGUGUUUCCAACGAAGAGGUCACUGAAGAGCUGCUACACGUCAACGAUGAUUUAAACAACAUCUUCCUGCGCUUCGAGAGGUAUGAGAGAUACAGAGUUGGCAGAUCAGCACAAAACAACGGGGUCCUGAAUGAGGCUUCAGCGGAGGAUAAUCUAAUAGAUCUGGGUCCUGCUUCUCCAGCGGUGGUCACUCCUCGGGUCAGCACUACACCCACUCGAACACCCACAUCCACCCUGCAGCCUCCUGCUCCUGCUGCUCCUGCUGCUGCUGCUGCUGCUCCUCCUGCUGCCGCCGCUGCUGCAUCUCUCUCCACACAGCUGGCAGGACUCAAUGUGGGUGCAGACAGCGUCAGCGGCACUCUCAGCACUCUGACCGCUCACAACCCUCAGGACGACUUUGACAUGUUCGCCCACACCAGGUCCAGCUCUCUGGCUGACCAGCGCAAAAACGUUAAAUAUGAGGAACCUCAGGCUCUGGUGGGUCUGGCGUCUGCUUUAGACAUCAGACAGCAAAAUGCCACUGGGCCGAAUGUAAAAGGUCCUAACGCUGAGCUGGAGCCCAUAGACAGCUGGCUCAUUACCCAAGGAAUGAUCCCCGUAUCGCAGUCCUCUGUCAUGGAUGACAUUGAGGAGUGGCUCUGUGCUGAUGUGAAAGGUGAAGAGGCCGAGGAAGGAGUCACGAGCGAAGAGUUCGACAAGUUUUUAGAGGAGCGGGCCAAAGCUGCAGACAAGGCUUUACCGUUGGCCCCCGCCGGAGAGCCCAGACCUCCCGUGAGCAUGUCUAGCAGCAACCGCAGGAAGACACAACAGACGGAGGACAAUCUCUUUGCCUUGUAGAACAGUGACAGGACAGAUGCUCUCGUGGGUUCAGCCCAGUGACCGUACCAUUUUCCCUCCAGCGCUUCACCUUCCAAACGCUUGCUGUUCCUUUACAAACCUACUGAUGUUAUAUGGCAGCGAGACCCCUGUCUAAUAUUUCCCGCCUGAUAGAGCACUGUGAGAAUCCAGCUUAUAACCGCAACCUUUGAGCUGAACGGCGCAGUCAAGCGAUGGCUUAAGCAAACAUGUAGCUGAAAUAAUUCUCACAUUUUUCAUUCCUGUCAAAUAACAGUCAAAAUAGAGCUGGUUUCGUGUUUAUCGUUCACUAACACUCUUAAAGUCAUUCCGUAAGGUUACCGUUCUGUGAGGUAUUCACGUGGGACAGUUCUUCUGUAGUGGUGACUCAACUAUGGAUUGUGACUCAAUCUGUCUCCAUGCCAAACAGAGCAGGAAAAUGUUAGAUCUUAAUCAAGCGUAGGAGCGCAGAGACAGUGGGCCACGCUGCUCGUUAUUGGCUGUGUCAUGUUUAUGAGGCUCUGGUGAAGAAAAAUAGUUACAUUCUUGUAAUCAUCAUGUGCGAUGUACCAAAGACAGAAGAAUAUGUUUUCCAUCGAUUAAAGGGUUUUGUAAAAAUAUGUUGACUCUUUCCAAAGAGUUGAGGUUGGCUAAAGCAUUACAACCUGUUUAAACGGCACCGUUUGAGGGCAUUUUAUUAUAUUAUUAGAGAAUUUAGUAAUCCAGAAAUACAAAACAAAAAUCUUAAUUUUGUUAAUGACUAUAAUUUGAUGGAACAGGCUCAGUUAAAAACAAAUGUCAUAUUUCAUCCCAAAAUCAAAGGAAAUAUAAAAUAUUUUGGUAGCACUUUACAAUAAGGUAUCAGUUGUUAACAGUAGUUAAUGAAUUAGUUAACAUGAACGAACAUUGAACAAUACAUUUUUAAGAUGGCUUGAGAAAGCUGAUCUACUAUUUAAGCGCAUUAUUAUUGUUCUAAGCCAAAUUUGAACACCUGUCUCCUCCUAGAGCGUUGAAGCUACAAGCACCAAUCUCAGGUCAGACCUUCAGACUAUUCUUUUCCAACUGAUCCAACUUUCAGUUUUGAAGAACCAGACUAUCAAAACUACCCAAAAUCCCAUAAACUUUCAUUGAGGGGGUGAAAACUUUUGCACAAUGAGACUUACGGUGUAUGUAAGGUGUCUACUGCUAUAGCAAAGCUUAACAACCUACUAAAAAACAGCUAAAACCAGCCUGAGCUGAUUGGCUGCUUUGGCUGGUCUACCAGGCUGGUUUUAAAGUGGUUUGAAGUUGCUUAAGCCAGCUAUUACCAGCUUUUACCAGCUAAGACUAGACAAAUCACGUUAAAAACAUGCUAGUUAGAAAAAUGCUAGCAACCUGUCUAAAACAUGCUAAUCAUGCUAAGAACGUGUUAACAAUGUGCUAACAACAUGUUUAAACAUGUCAGCAACAUUCUAAUGAUGUUAGAAACAUGUUAUAAACAUGCUAAUCAUGUUAGACACAUGCUAGAAACAUAUUAGCAACAUGCUAAUAUGUUAUAAAGAUGCCAACAACAUGAUAGCAACAUGCUAAUCACGUUACAAUUUUGCUAACAACAUCCCAGAUAGCACACGUACGUCUGCAAGAUGUCAGUUAAAGAUCAGUUGAUCUGGAAAGCAUCUGCUGUGUACAAACAUCUGACGGAUGUCUGUAAGAUGUCAGUUUUACAUACAUUCUAAAUCAUAAACAUCUUAAAGACAUCUAAUAGACGUCUGUUUGACAUCUGAUAGGAAACAUCCAAUAGACGUAUUGCAGAUGAGCAAACACUCUAAAAAAAAUACGUCUUGCAGACGUCUCUGUGAUGUACGUGUGCUAUCAGUGAUGUUAGCAACAUCUCUCAAAUCCAUCUGUCUAAAGUUUUAAACUUCAAGCUUUUACAGCUGCUUCAAACAUUCAGGCUUGGCUUUCUCAAGCCAACUUCAACUAAUUCAAAAGUUAUACUCUUAAAAAUGUUUACACCAGCAGUGUUUAAACUUUUCAGAGCAGUUAACCUACAAAAAAUUAUUUAUAGUUAACUCGAUUAAAGGAGAAGCCCACUUCCAGAACAACAAUUUACAAAUAAUUUACUCACCCUCUUGCCAUCUGUCUUCAGUCGUAAAGAAAUUAUGGUUUUUGAGGAAAACAUUUCAGGAUUUUUCUCCAUAUAAUGGACUUCACUGGUGCCCCGAUUUUGAACUUCCAAAAUGUAGUUUAAAUGCAGCUUCAAAGGGCUCUAAACAAUCCCAGCCGAGGAAGAAGGGUCUCAUCUAGUGAAACGAUCAUUUUUUUUUUCAAAAAAUAAAAAUUUGUAUACUUUUUAAGCACAAAAGCUUGUGUAGCACAGGUUCUGGGAUGCGUGUUCACGAUGCUACGAAUUAGUGCGGGGUCGUUCUUGAACAAUUCGUUCAUUUUUAACGAAUCUUUAAUGUGACUCAGGAAGAACGAGAUUCGUUCAGUCACUCAUGCGCAACAUCCUAUUAGGUUCUGUACUGGAAUUAGUUCACCUGUUUCGAGUCUUUGGGUGUUUCGAGUGAUUCGUUCAUUUUAUGGAGCUGUCACGUGAUGCUGAUUUUGCUAAAAUUAACGAAAUGACUUAAAAAAAGAUUUGUUCAUUUUGCUGAACGAGACUCAAAGGUCAGAGUCGGUAAAAUGAUCCGAACUUCCCAUCACUACUACAAGUUCAUAGUCUGUGUACUCUGACUCAAAAAGCUACAGUAUAUCGAAAAACUCAAUCUUAUUUUCUCCUACAACUUCAGAAUUGUCUGACAUUGUUGUACCUUUUUGUUUGUAAACAGCGUUUGACUUGCUUGCACUUUUUUAGUCUUUGCACGUUCGCUUUGUAAACACUGGGUCUGUGGUUCCACCUAUGUUCCGCGUGACCUUUCGACGUGAUUCAACAGUACGUAGUGUCGUGAACACGCAUCCCAGAGCCUGUGCUACAUGAGCUUUUGUGCUUAAAAAGUAUACAAAUUUUUAUUUUAUUCAAAAUCGAGCCACCAAUGAAGUCCAUUAUAUGGAGAAAAAUCCUGAAAAAAAAACAUAAUUUCUUCACAACUGAAGACAGAAAGACAUGAACAUCUUGGAUGACAAGGGGGUGAGUACAUUAUUUGUGAAUUGUUUUUUCUGGAAGUGGACUUCUCCUGUAACUUUUAGCUUACCUACAGACUACAUAUUUAAACACAUAUAAACUGUUUUCUUUUGUUUUUGGGGUAUAUGAAUAUGACAAACUUUUCUUUAUAUGAUUCACCCACUUGCUAUUUAAGGAUUAAUUUCAGUUAAACUGGCACAUUUGGUAGUAAAGAUAUAAAUUGAAUGGAUAUUUUGCUUUGUUCUUUGCUAGACCUAACCAAGAAUUAUAUUAGCCUAAUGGCAUUUGUAAAAUAUGUAUCCAUACAUAUACAUGUGUAUAUACAAUAGGAAAGUGUGUAUAGUACUUAAAGUUUGUAUUAACUGGUGUAAAAUGUAAAUGUUUAAUCGCGUCCCUCUUUUUUUUGAGAUUUCCAUGUGGUUUCAGGGCUUCGUCGGUGGGUUUCAUUCCAGUCACUAACAGCUGCACCGUACAGCUCGUCAUUUGAAUUGAAUUGCUAAAUAUUGCACUGCUAUCUUCCCAACAACAUGAGGAAGAUGUUCACUUCAGUCUUAUAUGUAUAUAACGUAACUGCAGCUAGAUCAAGCAUGAUGCAUUUUUACACUCGAAGACCUCAAAUGCUAAAUGUCUAAUGAUGGGAAGGGCUUAAAGUUUCAUUUACUCCCCCUAAAUCUGUAAAUCAACAAUUUAAAUGUGUAAAAACACUGGAGGGCCGUAUGCUUUACUCAGACAUAAGGCGAAAGUCACUGUGGUUUUGAUCGAAAUUAAAUUGCAGCAUGUUCAGAAAUCAAUAAAGAUCUGAUUUCUUAACCAA
This is a messenger RNA of Labeo rohita (rohu), 5620 nucleotides long. RefSeq names its product TOM1-like protein 2 (gene tom1l2a). The record is from RefSeq and is a predicted model, not a curated record. The coding region runs from base 36 to 1706 and encodes 556 amino acids. Gene Ontology annotation, biological process: signal transduction. Gene Ontology annotation, cellular component: membrane; endosome. The transcript has 16 exons. Lineage: Eukaryota; Metazoa; Chordata; Actinopteri; Cypriniformes; Cyprinidae. Gene Ontology annotation, molecular function: ubiquitin binding; phosphatidylinositol binding; clathrin binding.